UUAUCUAGGACGGAGGGCUUUCCUUAGUAGUUGUAGGGAACGGAAAUUUAUGAAGUUGAAGUUGAUCUUCUCUUUUUUCGUGUUUUUCGCCGCAUGCAGCCUCAAACGGGGUGUGUAAAUGCCGCAGUAGAGUUUGCUGUACUGGGAGUCACCGUGUAGCCAAGGAGGAGUAUGGACUAUGAAAGGAGGGGAGGGCGGGGUGACCGCAUGGGUCGUUACGGAAACGACCUGGAUGAGCACGACUACAGAGACAUGGACUAUAGAGGGUACGGGCACGAAGAGGGAGAGCCGGGCGGGGCCUACGAGGACAGGGGCGUAGAGGAGAGACCGUACCGGAGAGACGACCGGAUGGCAGGAGGCGGGAGAGAGUUCAACUCUCCCAUUUUCCCCGACAACCGGCUGGGGUUCAGACAGAGGGGGGUCAGAGGGGACGAGAACAGGCCAGGGAAGGAGUUCCCGCGCGGCCCCCACUCCCACCCGCACCCGCAGCCGCCCCACUCCAGGUUCCGCCGGGACGAGCGGGAUUACGAGUUUGAGAGAGAGUACUACGACAGGGAGCCUGAAGGCCACAGGAGGGACUUCCGGGGGUUCAGGGGCCUACAGGACAGCGGAGCAGGUGGAGUUUACCCAGAUUCUGAGGAGGACAACAACCGAGGUGAACUGGAAGAGGAAGGAAGCUGGCGCAGGAUGGAGGCUAGCGCCCCCUCUGGCCAGGAUGACUAUCCCGGUGGAAGGAGAGGAGAGGAGGAAAAAUAUUCAAGGGGGCCAGACAAGAGACAGGAGUUCCCGGAGCCGUUGCGGGGGAGUGUGGAGCGGGGAGACCGGCCGUACUGCGGUGGACAGGAAGCUGUGCUGGAGGAGUCCUCCUCGGGCUUCCCCACAGACCCCGAGCUGCGAGACCAGGACUACCGGGCUGACAUGGACCAGGGCCAGAGGCCCAGCAACAUCAUCAUGCUCCGGAUGCUGCCGCCCAACGCAACCGUCAACGAAAUCCGGUCCCAGCUGCAGGAGCAGGGAAUCCAGCCCAGAGAGGUACGCCUCAUGAGGAACAAGUCUUCAGGUCAGAGCCGAGGAUUCGCCUUCGUCGAGUUUAGUCACUUGCAGGAGGCCACCCGCUGGAUGGAGACCAACCAGAGGGUGCUGACCGUCCUCGGGCAGAGAGUGUCGAUGCACUACAGCGACCCCAAGCCCCGUGCCAACGAGGACUGGCUUUGCAACAAGUGUGGAGUACAAAACUUCAAAAGGAGAGAGAAGUGCUUCAAGUGCGGUGUCCCCAAAUCAGAGGCUGAGCUCAAACUGCCCCUGGUGCAGAAGGAGGUCCCCCUGGGCCACCUGAAGGAGUCUGUGCAAGGCUUACUGCCCCUGCCCACCAUCUACACGCCCGCAGCCCCGGUGCUGCCCAUAGGGGUGCCAGCACAGACCGGGGAGGUAGCCAAUGACACUCUGAUCCUGAGGAACCUGGGCCCGCACACCGCGCUGGAGUCCAUCCUGGCCGCCCUCGCUCCCUUCGCCACGCUCUCCCCCUCCAACGUGCGCCUCAUCAAGGACAAGCAGACGCAGCUCAACCGGGGCUUCGCCUUCCUGCAGCUCAGCACCAUCGUGGAGGCUUCCCAGCUGCUCCAGAUCCUCCAGGCUCUGCAGCCCCCGCUCACCAUCGACGGAAAGAUCAUCGUCGUGGAGUUCGCCAAGGGCUCCAAGCGAGACGUGUUCCUGACAGACGGCAGCAGGGUGAGCGCAGCCACCGUUGCCAGCACGGCCAUUGCAGCAGCACAGUGGGCCGUCACACAGACGGCACAGAGUGCUGCGGCAGCAUCCCAGACGAGCGACUAUGGCCUCUACCAGCAGGGGGCGACAGCUGCGGCCUACAGCCAGGAGGGCCAGGAGUACCUGGGGACUGAGGGACAGAGCUACGAAGGGCAGGUGGCAGGAGCCGGUGCCGUCCCUGCCACCCCCGGCGCUGGACUCAUGGGGGCUUACGGAGGCGCAACUGCAGCUGCAGCCGCGGCGGCGGAGCCCGAGGUGCCAGGAGUGGACGCAGCGCAGCUCACGCAGGCGCAGACGCUGAUGGUCACCACGGCAACCACCACACAGUCCGCGCAGGCUGUCCUGUACACGCAGGCCCCUGCAGCCCAGAAAGCCGAGAUUGUUGGGAAGCCCCAGCCUGCCGCCCCCAGCCAGCCAGCCACGCCUGGCACGGCCAUGGAGUACCAGCAAUACCCUGUACCGGAUGUGUCCACAUACCAGUAUGACGAGAGUUCCGGUUAUUAUUAUGACCCCCUGACAGGACUCUACUAUGAUGCCAAUUCCCAGUACUACUACAACUCCCACACGCAGCAGUACAUGUACUGGGAUGGGGAGAGGCAUACUUAUGUCCCUGCACCCCAACAAACCUCUACGGAGACUACUAACACCUCUUCAGGGGAUCCAUCGACAAACCCUCCCGGCUCUGCUCCAAAUACGAAGGACAAGAAGGACAAGCCCAAAACCAAAACUGCUCAGCAGAUAGCCAAGGACAUGGAGAGGUGGGCAAAAAGCCUGAACCGACAGAAGGAGAACGUACGCUCCCUCUCCACCACCCUCUCCUCUGCGACGUCCCCGCCCGGCCACGCCCGGCCCGCCGCCCACGGCCGGCUCGACGACAGGAGAGAGUCCGCCAGCGCCGACGCUGGCUACGCCAUCCUGGAGAAGAAGGGUGCGUUGUCCGAACGGCCACAGACCCUGAUGGACCAACUGAAGCGUGCCGAGGAGAGAGGGAGGAGCAGCCCACCCCAGGGCCUGGUGGCGGCCUACAGCGGCGAGAGCGACAGUGAGGAGGAGGCAGGGGCGGAGAAAGGGGUCGACAAGGAGGAGAAGCUGACGGACUGGUCCAAGCUGGCCUGUCUGCUGUGCAGGAGGCAGUUCCCCAGCAAGGAGGCCCUGCUCAGGCACCAGCAGCUGUCAGAGCUGCACAAGCAAAACCUGGAGCAGAGGAAGUCCCGGCAGGCAGAGCAGGAUGGGGCAGAGAGAGGGGAGGGGGAGCUGAGAUACAGAGACAGAGCAGCGGAGAGGAGGGAGAAGAUCGGGGUCCCAGAACAGCCUGAAGCCAAGAAGAGAAAGUUCAGUGGCGUUGAUGGGGUGGCAGGGAACAGCCUAGGAGCUCGGAUGCUGCAGGGAGGAGUGAAGAGGGGUCUUCUGGUUCGGAACAUCCAGGUGGAGUGAGGGAUGUCCAGUACCUUGAAAAAGACUCACUUCGAACUCACAAACUCUUCCUUGUGGUUGUUAUUGUUUUUUUUUUUUUUUAAAUAAAUCGGCAGUGUAUAGAAUCACUGCACCGCGCUGAGAGUGUGAGACUGUCAGAAGUGUGACUUCACGGCGAAGAUCGCACAUUGCAUGUCUUUUCUCAACUCCAGAGCCCUUGGUUCAGCACUAUAGCAGCCGGCUCUCCUGACGCAGCGGUUGCUGGUGUUGAGAACGCCUCGGCCUGGAGGAGCUCCACGCGUGGGGACCUUGACUCUGUCAAAAUGGAGACUCCGGACACUUCCGAGUUACGAGUCAGCCUCACUUGUGACUGUGGACUCGCGACCACAUCGGAGACUCGUAGUCGACUUAACCUUAACCUAUGCACUAUGUCUAUUGGAUUAGGCAUGCUCUGCCAUAUAGCACUCACAGAGAUGCACAGAAAACUAUAUUUAGUUGUUUUCGGACUGGGGAGGACUUUGAUACAAGGUGACUGUAGGUUUAUUGCGAAUGCAUAAAUGGCAAUCUUCCACAGACUGGUUUUCAGCUUUUUGAGCAUGACGGGGCUGUGAAAUGAUGAGAGAUUUUGUGCAUGACUGGCUGAGAAGUAUUUAUAAAGCACAUUAGUAACAAAACUACUCCGAAUGGACUAGCAUCUAGUUGAUCGGGAAUGGAAGGUUCUCAGAUUUGAAUCCUUUCUUCCACAUGAAUUACCAAGCUGCUCGCACUGGAAGAACUUUGGGCGUCGCCCAGCAUGAAGGGCAGGCUUUUCAUUCGCCCAUGCAGCCUUCACUCAAAUGAUUGCAUUUUCACCUGACCUGUGUCAAACCCCCCCUCCCCCCGACAGAACACCUGUUUUCAAGAGGAACAAUCUUUUUUCACUUUUUCAAAAAUAAAACUAAGACUGUAAAGAAAGGUACUUUUAAACCUUAUCCAUUAGGUGUCAGCUGUGCCAGGCAGUAAAGUGCAUUCAGAUGGUGACUGUUUACAGCACUGCACUACAUCCGGCUGCAGAACUGAAUACAUCACAUAUUGGGUACAAAAUGAAUGGGACCCCACUUGAAAUUCACUGCCGCUGCCUCUCCUUUUCACCCACAUGCCCAGAUGAGUAGCUUUGGUGAGGGGUGUUUGGGUAUUUCCUUGUCUCUAGCUCUAAGGCUUGUUAUUUUUUCUGGUUCUAAGCCCUGCAUCCCCUAGGUUUUAACUACUUCAUUUAGCCGUGUUAUCUAGCUAUGUUUUGGAACCUUACAAAUUUUACAGAGUUGUAUACAUGUCCAUUUUUAAGUUCACUUUUUCUUCUGAAUUUUUAAGUUUGAAACCAGCAUUGAUAUGGUUCACCAUAAUUAAUCUGAUAGCCAACAAUGGUCUUAAAGAGAAAAGCAGCCUCAUCUAUCAUCUGGGACCCCUGAAUGUCUAGUGUUGUGUGGAAUAUAUUAUUUGACUGAUAACAUGUUUUUAGUGGCUACUCUGCAAGCCCUGUACUGAGGAUUUUCAAACUCUCCCAGGAAAAAGCUGGGAAUGAGGAUGUAAGCAGUUUGUUUUGCGAUGUCUGUCAUGGCUUUGUAGCUUUCAGAACACUAAAUAAAUUGUAUGGGAAUCUCUCCAUUCAAAGCAUUUGAACUAUGCAUUUAGCAAUUACCUUACUACUUUGCCCAGUAAUUGUAUGGAGUAGUCUAUUUUUAUGUUGUACACAAGUUCUGUAUGCAGUGGUACAUGCUGACUCAGUCCAGAGUAAAUUUAU
Molecule: messenger RNA, 4957 nt
Organism: Megalops cyprinoides (Indo-Pacific tarpon)
Lineage: Eukaryota; Metazoa; Chordata; Actinopteri; Elopiformes; Megalopidae
Gene: rbm10
Product: RNA binding motif protein 10
Exons: 23
Coding region: 172-3198 (1008 amino acids)
Biological process (GO): mRNA splicing, via spliceosome
Cellular component (GO): nucleus
Molecular function (GO): RNA binding
Source: RefSeq, a predicted model, not a curated record